AUGGACAUGCACAAGCCAGCCCAUAGCGCAGAAGUCGACUCCGAUGCGGUAGACUUCGACGAAAGUGGCGAAGAUUUCAAGGCACCGACAAAGCCUCUGGUGAUAACGGUGACACACCAAUCAAGCGAAAAGACUUACGUGCGAUUCGCCCAUUCACCCGUCGCCAAGAAUGCUAGAGCAAAGUGA
Molecule: messenger RNA, 186 nt
Organism: Phytophthora nicotianae INRA-310
Lineage: Eukaryota; Oomycota; Peronosporomycetes; Peronosporales; Peronosporaceae
Exons: 1
Coding region: 1-186 (61 amino acids)
Source: RefSeq, a predicted model, not a curated record